CAUUUGGCCAGUGAGCUUCAUCGAGAAGACACUGAACAGGAAGGAGAGAUGAGAUUUUCCCGUACGGAUAUUCAACGUACAGUCGAGCAGGCAGCCCAGAUGGAUUGCUUCGUGUGUGGCGAGAGGGGGGCCACCAUCACCUGCCAGGAGGUGGGCUGCGACCGCAGGUUCCAUCUCCCCUGUGCCGUGGAGGGUGAAUGUGUCACCCUUUAUCUCCCGCCGUUCAGGUACCUCCUCUCCCCUCCUCACCGUCACCAGGGAAUGACCCAGCGCUUCUCAUCUCACCCAUCCCUUCCCUCUUCCCCCAGGUCCUUCUGCCAGGAGCACCGCCCACAGCAGCAAGAUCUGGUGGCUCCAGAGGGCACCGUCUGCCUCAUCUUUCCACAGGGCCUUCGCAGAGCCUCACUCGCGCUCUUUAUGUUUCUCCUGCAGGAACAGGCUAUGCAUUCUGGAAUUCUGUGCUUACAGUGCCCUCUCUGUAGAAAUCGGUAUGAGUUUCUUCUGGAAAUGAUAAACAUGGGGAUCCAAAUCCCCUUAAGCUGCACCGCGGGGCUCCGCACGGGAUCUCUGUCUCAGCAAGGGCUUGAAGCAGAAGGGAUGAAGAGAAGAGCUCUGCUGGGCAAUCCCGUGCUGUGGGCGCUCCAUCCUCAGAGACAUGAACCCAUUUCUUUCCCCAGGCCCUGGCAGCUGUUCCUGUGCUGCUCCUGUGCUGCUGAGGGCACACACAGAUGCUGCUCCAACUUGGGGAACAGCCCUGAGGCCAGAUGGGAGUGUGACAGCUGUGCUGGCCUGGGCACCUGUAAGUGUCAAAGCACCUGGGUGCUCCUGGGCUGGGGCCAGGGGCCAGGCAAGGCCUGGCAGUGGGUGCCUGGUGUGGGCUUGGCAGAGUCUGUCUGCUCCAGGAGGGCUGGGGCACCGCUCAGGCCUACGCUGCCCCAGGCCUGGGAGCCAAGCCCUUAA
This is a messenger RNA of Pezoporus occidentalis (night parrot), 960 nucleotides long. RefSeq names its product PHD finger protein 7-like. The record is from RefSeq and is a predicted model, not a curated record. The transcript has 4 exons. Gene Ontology annotation, cellular component: nucleus. The annotation marks the transcript as partial. NCBI's taxonomy places the organism in Eukaryota, Metazoa, Chordata, Aves, Psittaciformes, Psittacidae.